AUGUCUCCAGGCACAUCUCCAAACCAGAUCCCGGACGAUCCCAUCCAGGAGCAACACUCCAGCUCGAACGAGGAUGUUCUGAUGGACGACUCAGUCCUCGAUCCUUCCUUGAGCACAACCAUUCUCGACGACAUGGAUACCAGCAACAUCCAACACUCACCUCUCGGCCCUGCCUUUCGGACUUGUUCGCUCGGAGACGACCCCUUCUUCAUGCCUGACUUCUCGGCUGGAUCCAAUCCCUCUGUCGAUCGCAACAGCUUUGAAUGCCCUUUGCCGUGUGACAAUAUAUCUGUCGACUCGACUGGCGACGAGUUCAUGCACAACCCACCCGAUGGCUUCUACGCCCAGUUCCCUGGACAUCCCAACGACAACUACGCUAGUCAACCUCCUCCUCCGAACACAUACAUCACCGACCCUUAUCUUCCUGCCCAGAGCACACCCGCAUAUCCUCUUGGACCUUCCUCAUACCGCCCUCAGCAGAUUCCUCCAGACCCUGAGGUUCACUACCCAACACCUGCCUCGAUCCCACCUACAGCAAAACUCGAAGUUCAAUCUCCAAAGACCCCUACAAAGUCCACCAAAAGAGCUCGCAAGUCCAAGCGCGGCAGUCAAAACAAACAGGAGAAAGAUUGGAUUUGUCCCUACUGCAGCCGCGCAUCUACCUGUGCCUCGAAUCUCCAGGAACACAUCCUUACACACUCGAAAGUCAAGGAUUACUUAUGCACUUACGUCAACGAGAAAGGCGACAUCUGCCACAAACGCUUCGCUCGUCCAUGGGGCUUGAAGCGUCAUUGUAACGAAGUUCACAAGGUUAAAGUCAAGGUCAAGAAAAGAGGAGGCGUUAUGGUGAUCCUUGGACCUUAUCUCGGAGAUGGCAGCCCUCAGAGCCGCAAAACAAACGACAAGCAGGAACCUCGUCCUAGUGGUUCUCCCUCUUUUCAGUCGACGAUGGUCCUUAUNCCUCGCACUCCAUACAAUUCUCUUCCCACCUAUGACACCAUUCACAUCACCACCCCCGGUCCAGAUGGACUCUGCCUUUGUGCCACUUGCAGUUCUGCUUUCGCUGGAGCCAAUGAUCUUCUGGUACACAAUCACAUUGAUCAUGAGCUUCCAGUGAGCUCUUUCUGCCUCUGCGACUACUGCAGCUCUUGGAGAUUGACCUUCCAGACUCCAAUCGGUCCCUGCCCCACUUUCUCCAACGUCUAUGGCAGCGUUGACGACAAGAUGGAAGUUGAGGCUCCGGAGGUUGACAUGAAGAUUGACCCCAGACUCCUGACUCCUGCCGCCAACGACUUUGACAUGAUGAACAUCUGUCCAGUUCCCAUCACUCAGGACUCAGCUUACCCAACCAGCACCGACGUCGACUCCCCCAGUCCCUCUCCAUCCUCCAUCGCUUCCGUCUCUUCCAUGGACGAAGAAUCUCCUGUCCUCACUCCACCCCCAACUCACGCUGUUGAUGAUCCAAUCUCUUCUGCUUGGGCCAGACUCGCCGAGAACACCACUGUGACAUACAGUCCAGGUGGUCACCCAGUCCACCACUGCCCUCCUGUUUCUCCCACAACCUUCUACGAAUUCAUGGGUCUUGACUACAACAACAUGACCAACGAACAGCGCCGUGCUUACCUCGGUGGAGCUUGGAACUAA
Molecule: messenger RNA, 1644 nt
Organism: Aureobasidium musti
Lineage: Eukaryota; Fungi; Ascomycota; Dothideomycetes; Dothideales; Saccotheciaceae
Source: the annotation of a GenBank genome assembly